This is a messenger RNA of Wickerhamiella sorbophila, 1344 nucleotides long. RefSeq lists its product as hypothetical. Gene Ontology annotation, molecular function: nucleic acid binding. Lineage: Eukaryota; Fungi; Ascomycota; Dipodascomycetes; Dipodascales; Trichomonascaceae. Gene Ontology annotation, cellular component: U2-type post-mRNA release spliceosomal complex. Bases 1 to 1344 code for a protein of 447 amino acids. Gene Ontology annotation, biological process: spliceosomal complex disassembly. The record is from RefSeq and is a predicted model, not a curated record. The transcript has a single exon.
AUGGACGGUGUGAUCUUAGCCUCGGACUCUAGUGAGUCUGAGGUUGAGGAUAUUUCAAUUGACGAUGUGCAGGUUUUACAGCCUCAGGAUAAUGGAGAGUACUCUGAGUACGGCAUAGGCGCGCGGUUACUCCAGCAAAUGGGAUUUGUGCCUGGUCGGGGCCUUGGUGCUAAGGAAGAUGGCCGGCGUGAUAUUGUUGAAACUAUCGGGAGAGAAGGUAAACAAGGUUUAGGAGUAGGCAUUAUUCCCAUUCAAGAGGCGUUUGAAGUUGCUGAAGAUGAGACUAGCGAUUCUGAAACCCGAGAGCUCGAGCUAAUCGUUCAAAAGAUCCAGGCCUGCAAAGCCGUCAAAAAGGAGCUGCAAAAGGAUAUAGGGGACAUUGAUCUAGAGGAUAUUUACGCAAGGUAUGGGCAGUACUGGUCUAGCAUGCCUAUUGAAGACCUGGCCAUUGUUGUUCAAAGCGAAAGAUUAAGGAGAGGGGCCAGUUUAGAGGAUAUUUAUGAAUUGAGGUUCCUGAGUGAUUCAGACUCGGUUAAAAAGAUGCUGAAAGCCAUUUGGAUCCCAGAAGUAAAGCGUAAAUGCCUUGAGUGGUCAGAUGCUACAAGCCGGUGGCUGCUGGAAUUGACCAUACGUAUUGAGACCAAGAUGCCCGAGUUCUCAUGGCUGUUGGCUGAAAUUGAGCUUAUUGUUGCCCAGACAGUGCCCCAGCAAGACGUUGUACAGUAUAUUGACGAAUGGUGGCCAGUAGAUGCACGAGCUGAACAAGUUGCAGCCACUGAAUGUUCAGCAAUUCUUCGUCGCGAAUUGACCCCUCAUCAUGAAGCAGCAAGGUACGAUGUUUUAAAACGCUGGAGAGAGCUAAACGAUGAGCUUGCUAGUGCUAUCGACGCCCUUGACGAUCAGUUUGAUGGGACGGAGAUUUGGCGCAAAGUGUACGGCCCUGAGUUUGCCACAAAGCGCAUGCUUUGGCAAGGCCAGCGUUUGAUCCAGCUUGCAAAAGACCGGGAUGGUUCUUUGCCCAAUGAGUACUCGAAAUGGGCCGAUGGACUCGAACUGGAGAAUGCCACAGAGGUUCUGGAUGCGCUAAACCUGGUUUUCGACGGAUCAAGCGUUGCAGAACAAGACGAACCACAUCAUGUUGUCUCUACGUUCAAGGAUGUUGUUGAAUACGAAUGUGAACGGAUUGGAGCAGUGCUGGCACGAAAAGACGGCGUCGAGGCAAUAUAUCAAAUACUACGCGGUCAAAAGAGCAUCGAAUGCCGGUUUGAAGACGAUGUAUUUUAUUAUAAAAAGAAUGGGAGGUUCAUGCCCAUCUCAAUCACCAAACUACCGUCCAUAGUUUAG